Cooperia oncophora is the source of this 486-nucleotide messenger RNA. Lineage: Eukaryota; Metazoa; Nematoda; Chromadorea; Rhabditida; Trichostrongylidae. The record is from the annotation of a GenBank genome assembly.
AUGCUGGCAGGAGUCUACUGCGAUAUAAGCUCAUAUGAUUUUGGGCUGCUGCUGGAAGUGAGUGGUUACGACGAAAAACAACCGCAACUGGUUGAGCAUGUUAUCAAGCGAAUGACUGACUUCAAACCGGAUCCUCUCCGCUUUGACAACCUACUGGACAACGAGAAGCGAGAGUUUAAGAAUUUUUUGCUUUCGGAACCCGAAAAGCUGUUACCAGCUUAUGCCGAGCUGUUACUCCAAGACUUUAAGUGGACCGUUGAACAGCUGCUUGCCGUUUGCAAAAGAAAGCGUUUUUUUCUAUUCCUAGAUCCUUGCACGAAGUCCUAUGAUAUGGUCAAAAGGAUUUUAGAUCUCAAUGUACAAGAAGUGGAAGCAUUCGGAAAAGAGAUGUUUCGCGCUUUCUCUAUUGAAUUUUUUAUUCAUGGCAACACAACAGAACAGGUGUGCUUCUUUAUCCGUUGUGCCGUACUUUACAGUGAGUUAUAG